CUCUAUAAUAUAAUGGCUAUCCAUUAUAUAUAUAUGUGUGUGUGUGUGUUCAUGUGUGUUUGCCUCUGGAAUAGAGCAUUAGAAAAACUGAUCAGAGAGUUAGGGUUGAAAACUUUUACAUUUUAAAAUGGCAAUGGCAGAAAGUCUUUUUCUGCAGGCUACUGGCACAAGCAUAUUACUUGGUGUUGUGGUUCUCAUUGUGGUUAUUUAUUUCUAUUUAUCAGGCUCUAGCUUUAAGGAAGACACUAAUGAACCUCCAGGACCCAAACCACUUCCUCUCCUGGGAAACCUGCUUCAGCUAGACUUGGACAGACCCCAUGAAUCCCUUUCUGAGCUUGCCAAGACGUAUGGAUCUGUAUUCAAAGUAUAUUUUGGUACCAAGAAAGUUGUUGUCUUAGCGGGGUACAAAACAGUCAAACAAGCACUGGUUAAAUAUGCUGAGGAAUUUGGGGAAAGAGAAAUCAAUCAUACAUUUAAGUUUGCUGAAGACCACGGAAUUCUGUUUUCUAAUGGGGAGAACUGGAAAGAGAUGAGACGAUUUGCUUUAACAAACCUUCGAGACUUUGGAAUGGGAAAAAAAGGCAGUGAAGAUAAAAUCAUUGAGGAAAUCCAAUACCUUAAGGAAGUGUUUGAGAGCUUUGGAGGAAAACCAUUUGACACAACUCAACCAGUGAACUAUGCUGUCUCAAACAUCAUCUCAUCCAUUGUGUAUGGAAACAGAUUUGAAUACAGUGAUCUUCAAUUCAAAGAAAUGGUCAACAGGGCAAAUGAGAAUGUCAGGAUUGGUGGAUCAGCUUCUAUGCGAAUCUUCAACAUACUUCCCUGGAUUGGUCCAUUCUUGAAAAACAGAAGAACCCUCCAAGUGAAUACUAAGAAAACCAGGAAACAGGUUCUUGAACUGGUGAGUGGUCUUCAGAAGACGCUAAAUCGAGAGGAAAGCAGAGGAUUUGUCGACUCCUUUCUCCUUCGUAAACAAAGUGAUGAGGAAUCAGGACAGAAAAACUCCCGUUUCAAUGAGAAAAAUCUUCUCACGACAGUGAUAAAUCUUUUUGUUGCUGGUACUGACACCACUAGCACAACACUGCGCUGGGGGAUGCUGCUUAUGGCCAAGUACCCUCACAUACAGGAUCAGGUCCAUGAGGAGAUUGACAGCGUGAUUGGAGGUCGUCAGCCAAUGGUGGAGGACAGGAAGAACUUGCCUUACACAGAAGCAGUGGUCCAUGAAAUCCAGAGACUGGCAAAUAUAGUACCCAUGAGUCUCCCCCACAGCACCAGCUGUGAUGUGAACUUCAAUGGCUUCUUUAUCAAGAAGGGCACUACUAUUUAUCCUUUAUUGAUGUCCGUGUUGAGGGAUGAGAGCCAGUGGAAGAGCCCACACACCUUCGACCCAGAAAACUUCCUUGAUGAACAGGGACGAUUUGUUAAAAAAGAUGCCUUCAUGCCUUUUUCUGCAGGACGCAGGGUUUGCCUGGGAGAAAGCCUGGCCAGGAUGGAGCUCUUCCUCUUCUUCAGCUCUCUCCUGCAGCACUUCCGCUUCACUCCUCCACCAGGGGUGUCUGAAGAUCAGCUGGACCUCACAGGUGUGGUUGGGAUUACAGUGAAUCCAUCUCCCCACAAGCUUUGUGCAGUGAAACGGACCUAAUCAAAGAAUGAUUAGAAAGCCAGUAAUACUUCAGAGUAUAAGAAAGUAGCCUAUUUUUAAUUUUAAUUUAUCUUGAUGGAUGUUAAAAAAACUGCAAACCUCAAACCUGUAUAAUAUUACCACAAUUCAGUUUUCUGUAAGUUAUGUUUUACCAUUAACGACAUAGAAAAGUUGUCAGUGAAGUUUAUGUUAACUUUCAACCCUGCCCUAUUUUUGUUUACAGUUUUUUUUAGCUGGAAAUUUGAACAAAAUAGUAUAUGUACUGUAAGAACAACUCCGAUGUGAACAAUUGUUUAUUUUAUCAAAAUUAAUCAUGAUGGUAUAACCAGUGCCAUUUGUAUCAUUCUUCUGCCCUCAGCUUGUGUUUUUUCUUAUUUUGCUUUGGCAGCGAGUUAAACAUAGGCCCAGUAAAAGUCAUAGAAGGAAGUCAGGAUUAAACUCUCUUUACUGAACACCAAUUUGUGAAAAGAUUGUGCUUUUCCAAGAGCAAAACAAGAAGGAUGGGUGUGGAUGCACAUUUAGAGUGUAAAUAGAGAUUUAUGUUGUUUUUUUUAAUACACAGUGUGCUUGAAAUAUACAGUGUUGCUUGAAAAUUUGUGAACCAUUUUCUAUAUUUCUGCACAAAUAUGACAUAAGACAUCAUCAGAUUUUCACACAGGUCCUAAAAGUAGAUAAAGAGAACCCAAUUAAACAAAUGAGACAAAAUAUUAUACUUGGUCAUUUAGAGCACACAAUCAUUAGUUUUUUGUGUGUAUUUUUAGAUUGCAAAGAAGUACAGUGUUCAAAAUGACAUAAAAAAAGAAACAAACCAACUGAAAUUCAAUAUACAAUAUUUGUUUGUGUUUCUAAAUAAACAUUGUUGUGAUCAAUAAAUUGCCUGAUGAAUCAAAUAUGAUUUUAAAAAAAAAAUCAUAUAUGUAAAUAUAUUAAAUAUAUAUUUUUUUGGAUUUUGUCAAAGGGUUCAAUAAACACUUCAAUAAAAAAAGGAA
This is a messenger RNA of Ictalurus punctatus (channel catfish), 2631 nucleotides long. RefSeq names its product cytochrome P450 2K4. The coding region runs from base 128 to 1642 and encodes 504 amino acids. Gene Ontology annotation, molecular function: iron ion binding; heme binding; oxidoreductase activity, acting on paired donors, with incorporation or reduction of molecular oxygen, reduced flavin or flavoprotein as one donor, and incorporation of one atom of oxygen. The transcript has 9 exons. The record is from RefSeq and is a predicted model, not a curated record. NCBI's taxonomy places the organism in Eukaryota, Metazoa, Chordata, Actinopteri, Siluriformes, Ictaluridae. Gene Ontology annotation, cellular component: cytoplasm; intracellular membrane-bounded organelle. Gene Ontology annotation, biological process: xenobiotic metabolic process.